Prorocentrum cordatum is the source of this 192-nucleotide messenger RNA. The record is from the annotation of a GenBank genome assembly. NCBI's taxonomy places the organism in Eukaryota, Dinophyceae, Prorocentrales, Prorocentraceae.
GUUCCCGGCGGUGACCAGGUUGCUGCUGUCCCUCCUCGGGGAUCUCAGCGGUGGCCUGGCCCGUCGGGGGCUUCCUCAAGUCUGUCUCCUCAGGCUGCCCCCUGGGCGGCCGUGUGCGCGCGGGCGGGCCGUGCAAUAAAUUCGGGUACUUCGUCGGCUGCGACGACCUUCUCUCCUUGGGCCUACAGAUGA